CAAGUAUUUCACGCAUUUCUUGUCUUUCAUUUGUUCAGUUCUGGAGCCAAUGUCAUCGAUAUUACUUCGCGACCAUUAUACUUAAUUAACAUGACCUAGUAGUAUCUUUACAAGGGUUUCUUCGUUUAUGAUGUUUUUUUUUAAUUCUAAGCAUUUAUAUUAUUGUUAUUAUUAUUAUCAUCAAUAAAGCGACGAGCUGGCAGAAUCUUUCGCUCGCUAGUGGAAAUGCUUGGCGGCGUUUCUUCUGUCAACGUUCUGAGUUCCAAUUCCGCCGAAGUCGACUAACUCUUUCAUUCUCUCGGGGUUGAUGAAAUAAGCACCAGUUACGAUGAUUUCGACUUAUCCCAUCCACCAAAAUUUCAGACCUUGUGCCUAUAGUAUAAAGGAUUAUUAUUAUAUUUAAGAACCAAAAUGUUUCGUCCCAGACCAGCCGCACUAAAUCCGUCUUUGUAUAUAUCUGGAACCAUAUUGUUCAAAAUAUCCUUCCUACUUUUUUGAUGAUGAUAGGGUGUGAUCUCAGGAAGAUUUUUGCUGCUAUUUCUUUUUAACUUGUCGAGCAUCUUCAUAGUAUCUCUUCCUCGAAACCUGUCUUUGCAUUCCUGAACUUUCAUAUUAGCAUUGACAUUCCCUCAUCAAUCUCUCUUUAACAUUUGGUAGUUCGGUCUUGUUGGACUGGUUGAAUCUAAUGAAGCACCUAUUUGUAUAACUGUUUGGCUUUCAGAAGAAUUCUACUUCACGCACAGCAUAUAACCCCUCCAUAACUUAUUUAUUUUUUUGAAUUUUCAGAAAAUUUUUGUGAAUUUGUGUUCUGCACACAGGAAUUCAUAUGACUGUGCAAAAGAAAUUUUUUGUUAAUUUUUAAUACAGUUUUAAAUACGGACCGUCCAAAUUUUUAGCUUAUAUCCUAACAAUAGACCAUUAAAUGUGUUUACGUGGAGACAGAUAUAGAAAAACAUACGUUAGUGACUAACAAACGAGGACGGUUUGAUGUGGUCCAGUUAAAUACCCCUUAAAUGACACAAUUUUUUUUGCAUAGUGGUAUUUGAAUUACCGUGUGUAGAAUACAAAUUCGCAAAAAUCUUCUAAAAAUUCUGUAAAAUAAAAAAAGUUGUGAGGGGUUUUAUGCCGUGCGUAAAACAGAAUUCCGCAGUUAACUGAUAUAUUUUCUUUUUCUUGUUGGAUUUAUAUUCAGUAAAUUUUAAUGAAUAUUGAUAAUUCGGAGCUAAUUGAAAUACUGCAGAAUAUGUCUAUGCAUUGUAAUGAGUACUUUAUUACAAUAAUAACAUUGAAACGAAAUAACGCAUCAGCAAUUUGUUGGUACUUCACAAUAUUCUUAAAAUUACAAGAUAUACCAACGAAAAAAUAAAAACAAUGAAUUGAAUUAACAAAAUUUAUGAAUGAAACAUACAAUAAACGGCAAAAUAUUAAUAUUAAUGUUUGCGUAUUUGCUCUGCAUUGAUAAAAUUAUUAGAUUACCUGCACAGCAAAAUUACCAGUUAUGUAAACGAGGAAAAGGAAAUAAUUAAUUUGAUAAAAAUAAAUAAAUAUGCUUGUCGCCUUGUGAAUAGACUACCUAUCAAACGAUUCACAAUUAUUUCUAAUACUAAAGAGACUUAUGUAAAAUGGUUUCAAUUGGCAAUUGAAACCGGGUCGGACGUGGUUGUUCACUGCAAACAUUCCUCUACCCGUGUAUCCGUUUUUUGUUAUUAUUUUUCUUUUCUCAAAGUUUAUUAUUGUAGAAAUACUAGUUUAUGUUAUGAACUGAAUAGAUGGGCAUUGUAGUUUUUAAUUUCCUGUCUUCUCCCCUCUUAAAUAAGAUUCUCCAGAAGCCUUCUAGUAUUAUUUUGCAUCCACGUUACGUUGGGAUCGAUUUACUUAACGGCCCCCCACCCCAAAAAACCUCCGACUUUGCACUCUGUUCAAAGAAGUGUAUAUUUAUAGGCUGAAUGAAACUGCAUGAUUUAAUCGAUACAUUUCUUAUAUAGACUUCAGGUUUUCCUUAAGGAGAGGAAAUAAGAUUGUGAGAUAGAAUAACUUUGUCCAGCUGUCUUAUCAGUCGAAGGGUUACGCUUAGGACAGGAAGCCGGUGCGUAAAAGUUACACAUGGAGAGAUCAUCUAAUAUUGGGUCAGUAACAAGGGGAGAUAAUUACCGGAGUGAAUUUUUUUUUCUUUAAUCCACAGAAGGAAAUAAUUUGCGUAAUAUUUAUAAAUAUUUAAAGAAGUUGUAAGUUGUUAAUUAUCAUUUACUGUUUUGGAUCUACUGAAUUCUUUUUAUUAGUUGUUGUUGAGAAUAUACCGACAGAUGAUGAAUGCAGCAACACACUGCAACAGCGCAAGUCCCCCAGCUGACGACCUGUAGAUAAGAUCUGAUUAAGUUGAAAGAAGUGAUGGUAGAGUUGGAAAUCACAAAAUUAAACAAUUUUGCAUUAUGGGAACACAGAAGUUUGUAUCUUUAAUAUUUACAAGGGAGAAUGCUGAAAGAUUUCAGUGUAUUCGUGAUGAGAUGAGCCUUGAUGAAAAUGGAUUAUUAGAAUUUUUCUUCAAACUCUAUGAUAAAAAUAAACUUGAGUUGAAGAACAAUUUUUUAGAGUGCAUUGAUCCUUGUGAGAAGGUUACUGUACAGAUUGAAAAUCUUAAUGAAAGUUGCCAUGAGGUGAAAGAUGAGGCUAGCAUAAACCACGAUCAGUACAGCAAUGAACCUGUGACUCUGGUACAGCCAAACUGGGAUCUCUCUGCUACUGGUUCUCAGGCCAGAUUGGUUGACCAGGAAAGUGGAGAGACAGCUGAAGUACUAAUAAGCCUACAACACUACCAGGCAGACGAUCGUGCUAUGUCUGGCAGUGUUUCUAAUGAAAGUCAUUCCCAAGAGUGUAAAAGAACUACAAUAUCUAAUGGUAGUGAUGAUGAUGAUGGUGAUGAUGAUGGUGGUGGUGAUGGUAGUGGUGGUGGCCAAGAUGAUGCCUCCACUGCUGCGGACUCUUUAAAAGAAGAAACAGCAAAAGAAGAACUGGCAAAAGAAGAACUGGCAAAAGAACAGUUGCUUGAUUCUAGUAUUGAAGACAAAAUUGCAACAAUAUUUGAACAGCCUGCUGAUGUUGAUCCAGUUUGUAAUUCGUUAAGUUCUCCAGUUUUAAAUUCUGAAAAAAAUAUAGAUGUUGCAGAGAAAGUAGACAAUUCUGUUCAACCAAAUGGUGAAGAAAAUAUUCUAGAAGAAUUUGUAGUUGAGUCAUCUGAAUGUAAAGAACAAGAUACGAAUGGAACCAAGAAAAGUGAUAUAAAAUCUGAUUUACCUGAAGAAAGUGAACCAAAACGUAAAAGAAGAAAUGAUGUUUGGCUCAGUAGAAUUCAAGAUGCUGAUUUUGAGGAACGCCAUUACAAAUGCAGUUAUUGUUCUGCUGCUUUUUUUCACCCUCAUCAUUUGCAGCGCCAUGAAAAGCAACUUCAUAAAUUAGGGAAAGAAGUGAAACCAAACCAGUGUAAAGACUGCUUUAAGACAUUUGCAACUAUGUUGACAUUGAAAUUCCAUCAAGAUUUUGCAUGCAGGAUGGUGCGACGCCCUCACCGUUGUUCACUGUGCCAACUUGGUUUUAAAUCUUCUGAAGAGGUACGCGACCACAAAUGCAGCAGUAAUCCAUCAAAGCCACUUUGUUGCCUACAAUGUGAUUAUCGGACAGGAUCACCACGGGAUUUGGAACAUCAUCUAAGAAUUCACACUGGGGAAAGAUGCUACAAAUGUGAUCUUUGUGAUUUUCGGACUGCAUGGAAGAAAAACCUUAAAGAGCAUGUUCUUAAACAUUCUGGAUUGAAACCAUUCAUUUGUCAAGUUUGCAAUUUUGCUACUAAUGACAAAAGUAACCUUAGGUCACAUCUUGCAAAACAUUCAGAAAAUCGUCCUAACCUUUGCCAUACAUGUGGCUCAUCAUUCCGCGAGGCACGUUCCUUAAAGUCUCAUAUGCUUUCCCAUAGUGAUGCGAAAGCCUACAAGUGCUCGUCUUGUGAUUGUUCUACUCGUUACAAGUCUUCAUUAAAAUCACAUAUGCGAUCUCAUCAUGGAGCAGGAGCAGAGAAAGAGAUUGUAAAUUAUAGUACAGACAAUAGUGGAAAUAUUGAAAAUAAACUACAAGAGGUUAAUGAGAUCUAUGUGGAGACAAUGGACAUCACUAAUGAAAAUUUUGACGAGAAACAGUAUUAUAUGUGUCAAGAGUGUAGCUAUGUUAUUGAUGACAAAGCCAUCUUUGACUCUCACACCUGUUUUUCUUCUCCUCUCUCUCAAACAGCUACGUCUCUUCUGGAUGGUGGAAUGGUUAUCCAGAUCAUAGAAAACACUUCAGAUUUGUCUCCUGUUCUUCAAAAACAAUAACUUUUAUUAAUUAUUACCUUAUUUUGAAUUAACUUUCAUAUAAAAUGAUAUAAUUUCAUAA
This is a messenger RNA of Octopus bimaculoides (California two-spot octopus), 4422 nucleotides long. RefSeq lists its product as uncharacterized. The record is from RefSeq and is a predicted model, not a curated record. Lineage: Eukaryota; Metazoa; Mollusca; Cephalopoda; Octopoda; Octopodidae. Gene Ontology annotation, molecular function: DNA-binding transcription factor activity, RNA polymerase II-specific; RNA polymerase II cis-regulatory region sequence-specific DNA binding. Gene Ontology annotation, biological process: regulation of DNA-templated transcription.